Messenger RNA from Biomphalaria glabrata, 978 nucleotides. RefSeq lists its product as uncharacterized. The record is from RefSeq and is a predicted model, not a curated record. Lineage: Eukaryota; Metazoa; Mollusca; Gastropoda; Planorbidae. The transcript is spliced from 2 exons. The coding region runs from base 1 to 978 and encodes 325 amino acids.
AUGGCGAAAGACAAUGAACGACACCUGGAGGUUGUUGUUGAUAUUGUUUAUGUUGUUGUGGAUGUUGUGGUAGAUGUGGAUGUUGUAGUUGUUUUGGAUGUUGUUUAUGUUGAUGUUGUGGAUGUUGUUAAUGUUGAUGCUGUGGAUGUUGUUUAUGUUGAUGUUGUGGAUGUUGUUUAUGUUGAUGUUGUGGAUGUUGUUUAUGUUGAUGUUGUGGAUGUUGUUUAUGUUGAUGUUGUGGAUGUUGUUAAUGUUGAUGUUGUGGAUGUUGUUUAUGUUGAUGCUGUGGAUGUUUUUUAUGUUGAUGCUGUGGAUGUUGUUUAUGUUGAUGUUGUGGAUGUUGUUUAUGUUGAUGUUGUGGAUGUUGUUAAUGUUGAUGCUGUGGAUGUUGUUUAUGUUGAUGUUGUGGAUGUUGUUUAUGUUGAUGUUGUGGAUGUUGUUAAUGUUGAUGCUGUGGAUGUUGUUUAUGUUGAUGUUGUGGAUGUUGUUAAUGUUGAUGCUGUGGAUGUUGUUUAUGUUGAUGUUGAGGAUGUUGUUUAUGUUGAUGUUGUGGAUGUUGUUAAUGUUGAUGCUGUGGAUGUUGUUUAUGUUGAUGUUGUGGAUGUUGUUAAUGUUGAUGCUGUGGAUGUUGUUUAUGUUGAUGUUGUGGAUGUUGUUAAUGUUGAUGCUGUGGAUGUUGUUAAUGUUGAUGCUGUGGAUGUUGUUUAUGUUGAUGUUGUGGAUGUUGUUAAUGUUGAUGCUGUGGAUGUUGUUUUUGUUGAUGUUGAGGAUGUUGUUUAUGUUGAUGUUGUGGAUGUUGUUAAUGUUGAUGCUGUGGAUGUUGUUUAUGUUGAUGUUGUGGAUGUUGUUAAUGUUGAUGCUGUGGAUGUUGUUUAUGUUGAUGUUGUGGAUGUUGUUAAUGUUGAUGCUGUGGAUGUUGUUAAUGUUGAUGCUGUGGAUGUUGUUUAUGUUGAUGCUGUGGAUGUUGUUGGGAUGUAG